Messenger RNA from Anastrepha obliqua, 1625 nucleotides. It is a transcript of the gene Gcat, whose product is annotated as 2-amino-3-ketobutyrate coenzyme A ligase, mitochondrial. The transcript is spliced from 5 exons. The record is from RefSeq and is a predicted model, not a curated record. Gene Ontology annotation, biological process: L-threonine catabolic process; biosynthetic process. Gene Ontology annotation, molecular function: pyridoxal phosphate binding; glycine C-acetyltransferase activity. Bases 140 to 1438 code for a protein of 432 amino acids. NCBI's taxonomy places the organism in Eukaryota, Metazoa, Arthropoda, Insecta, Diptera, Tephritidae.
UGUCGCCGCUCGUUAUGGAAUCGGCGAAUUGACAAUGUUUCAGUCAAGAAACGAAAGUAAUCGAGGGUGUGUCGCGUAGCAAAGAAUUUCGUUGAGCAAACGUAAAGAAAAUAAUUUUCACCAUUGACGUAGGAGGAAAAUGCCGAUUUUCUCAAAAUUCGCGCUGCUAAAAGGCGCUGAUAGCCUACUACGCCAGCGUCAACGGUUCUUCGCCUUAUCCAAUGUGGCUGCCUCAACCGCACGUCCUGCGCUCACUCAAUUCCGUGAUAUUCUCAAUACACAAAUUACCAACAUUAAAGAUGCAGGCACCUAUAAAAUGGAACGCAUUAUCACCUCUUCACAAAGCACCGAGAUCACUGUGGAGGGUACAUAUAAACGCAUUUUGAACUUUUGCGCGAAUAAUUAUCUCGGCUUGGCGAACAAUCCCGAAGUGGUAAGCUACAGCAAAGAGCUGCUGGACAAAUAUGGUGCCGGGCUUAGCUCGGUACGCUUCAUUUGCGGCACACAAUCGAUACACAAGGAAUUGGAAAAGAAGAUCGCACAGUUCCAUGGACGCGAGGAUGCAAUUUUAUAUGCGUCUUGCUUUGACGCAAAUGCCGGUAUUUUUGAAGCUAUCCUCACACCUGACGAUGCAGUCUUCUCUGAUGAAUUAAACCACGCCUCCAUCAUCGAUGGCAUACGCUUGUGUAAGGCACAGAAACAACGCUACAAGCAUCGUGAUGUGGGAGAUUUGGAAAAACAACUGCAAUCGUCGUCGGCGCGCCUUAAAUUGAUUGUUACCGAUGGCGUCUUCUCAAUGGAUGGCAACAUCGCACCUUUGCCGAAAAUCGUCGAUCUCGCAGCCAAAUAUGAUGCGCUCGUAUUUAUAGAUGAAUGUCAUGCGACUGGUUUCUUUGGCGCUACUGGACGCGGUACUGAGGAGUACUAUAAUCUUUUGGGGCGGGUCGAUAUUAUAAAUUCAACAUUGGGUAAAGCGCUAGGUGGCGCUGCCGGCGGUUACACAACUGGCCCUAAAGAAUUGAUUACGUUGCUACGUCAGAAAUCACGACCUUAUCUCUUCUCGAACUCACUGCCUCCACCAGUGGUGGCGACAGGCAUCAAAGUCAUGGAUAUGCUGAUGCACUCCGAUCAAUUGUCACAGCGUGUGCAAAGCAAUACAAAGCGUUUCCGUGAUGCAAUGACAAAGGCCGGAUUUACAAUCGCUGGGGAAAAUCACCCCAUUUGUCCAGUGAUGUUGGGCGAUGCGCGUCUCGCCUCAAUUUUCGCCGAUCAAAUGCUUUCGCGUGGCAUUUAUGUCAUUGGCUUCAGUUAUCCGGUGGUACCUAAGGGGAAGGCGCGCAUUCGCGUACAAAUAUCGGCAGCGCACACAACGGACGACGUCGAUCAUGCAGUGGCAGCCUUCAUCGACGUCGGCAAAUCGCUCAAGGUUAUCAAGUGAAAAUGAAUGAUCCCGAUAGGAAACUAAAUAGCUUGAGCGGAGCCUGAGCUGGAUGCCAGGAGAAGUGGCGGUUUUUUUAAAUGUGCAUUUAUUAUGUGUAGUGGGUGUAGAGUAGGUAGGUGUAGUACCUACCUACGUGUUUAGAAAUAAAGGAAUAUAAGACAUUUGAUAUGCUGAAAUUAUUUAA